CUUCAAUAUUAGGUUUGUUGGUCCUUGGGGAGGCCGCCAAAUUAAACUUGUCCUGCUUGAAGGUUUUAAUGGACCUAGUGAGAGAUUUUAUUUCAAGCUCUAUGUCUCUUCAGAAGCAGGAAGAGAGGUCCAUAACUUAUCUACCAUCCUGGCCCUGGGAAAUAUGCUACAUGUACAUCUGUGUGCUCCGAGACAUUUGUUUAAGUGCUAAUACAUCAGAUUUACAAAAAACUGCUUUUCUUGGAUUUUGUGAUUGCAAAAAAACAUCAGAACAUCCAGAUGAAUUAAGAGGAGCAAGUUUUUUUGACCUUUUGCAAUAUAACCUUUCACAAACUCCAGCAGAUGGUGAAGAUCUAUUCUGGGUUAUUCGCUAUGGUUUGGUUCACAAUCUAGUUAUGAUGUGCAGUGAACUCAGUGGGGAUGUGAGCCGAGAAGGAUUAAGGAAUGCAAUGUGGAAAGCUUUACAGAAACAAAAGAACAGUAUAAAGGAUGACAGAAUCCUGACAGCUGUAACAGUAGCUGAGGAUGAGGCAAAGGCUCUAGCAAACCCUUUAAUUAGUUCAAGUGGAAAAGCACCAUCAGCUCCCAGAACCAUAAUCUCCUUCCACUGUAUAGGCGGGCGAAUUGCCAGUGCAAUGUGCCAGUUCUUUUUACCACCCAUUGGCCCCAACAUCCCUCUGUCAAACAAACCUGUAAAGAAGCAACCUUCACCACAACAUCAAGACUCAAAGCAGACCCAUAUGGAAAAAAAACCUGCACAUCCUUCUUUAAGGUCUGCAGAAUGGUGCCCAGGAAUGUCAGUUAAAUCUUUUAUACUCCACACUUUUGUUUUGUCUCUUCUCUGUGGUGUAGUUCUUAAUUCUUCAGCUGUCCCUAUAAUUCUUAGUGUAAAUGGACAGUGGUAGAUAAGUCUUGUGGAAUUGAUAGAAAUUAACAGAACUGUUUACACAAAUUCAUGCACAAAUGGAUAUGCCUACCUACAAAACUUGUGUACAAAUGUUCAGAGGUAAGUAGGAAAUUAUUAUUGUUCAUUGUAUUAUUUUCUUUGAAAGGGGAAGAAAAAUCACAUGUAACACUCAUUCUGACUUUUGAAUACAAAUGAAAUGUUGACUAGAUAUUCAAACCAAUUUUGCCUGCCAUACUUGAUUUUGCUAUGUAUCUUUCAGUUGCCGUAGUACACUAACUUAGUUAAUAAUAGUAAAAUCUCCUGAAGAUGAAAGGCAUUGUAUAAUUGUUGCUGUUGUAUAAUUAAGAAGUUGCUUUCAUUUUGUAGUGCCCCAUUUUCCUUAAAAUAAAAAGCACACCCACAA
Alligator mississippiensis (American alligator) is the source of this 1310-nucleotide messenger RNA. RefSeq names its product transmembrane protein 232-like. Bases 69 to 905 code for a protein of 278 amino acids. The transcript is spliced from 5 exons. NCBI's taxonomy places the organism in Eukaryota, Metazoa, Chordata, Crocodylia, Alligatoridae. The record is from RefSeq and is a predicted model, not a curated record.